GUUGGACUAAUUGCAGCCGCACUAUCAGGUAGAGCUCAAGGGACAUUGCCUAGUAAUACUGAAACAAAUCCUAAGGAGCAGGUCAAAGUAAUCACUACACGUAGUGGCGUCCAGUUACCAGAAAUACAUGUAAAGAGGCUACCAACUGUCAUAGAGAAGGCACCUAUCAUGGGCGAGGAGCAAGUAGAUGAAUCAGACAAAGCCUCAAAGGAAAAUCAAGUUGAAUCAUCAGAUAGUCCGCAGGUGAAGGCAACUCCUCCUGUCAAAGCAUAUGUUCCUCCAAUACCAUUUCCACAGAGAUUGCAAAAACAUAAGCUCGACAAGCAAUUCCAGAAAUUUUUGGAUGUGUUCAAGAAGCUGCAUAUUAACAUACCAUUUGCUGAAGCUUUAGCCCAAAUGCCCAGCUAUGCCAAGUUCGUGAAGGAUAUUCUAUCAAAUAAGAGGAAGCUGGAAGACAAUGAAACAGUCAUGCUUAUUGAGGAGUGUAGCGCAAUUCUCCAACACAAAUUACCACUGAAACUAAAAGACCCAGGGAGUUUUACUAUUCUUUGUCACAUUGGUAAUUUGUAUAUAGAUAAGGCAUUGUGUGAUCUAGGAGCUAGCAUUAAUUUAAUGCCUUUAUCUCUUUUCCGGAAACUAGGUUUGGGGGAAGCAAAACCGAAAACAGUUUCACUACAGUUGGCUGACACAUCGAUCAAACACCCUCGUGGUAUUUGUGAAAAUAUUUUGGUGAAAGUUGACAAGUUUAUCUUCCCAGCGGACUUCAUUAUUCUGGACAUGGAAGAAGAUAGAGACGUCCCCAUCAUAUUGGGUCGUCCAUUCUUGGCCACGGGAAGAGCUCUGAUAGAUGUGCAAAAGGGUCGGUUGAUAUUGAGGUUAAAUGAAGAAGAACUGAUAAUCAACGUGUUUCGGGCUUUCAGAUUUCAGAGCGAACCAGAUUCUUGCAUGCAGAUUGAUAUAAUAAAAGAAGCGGUGUCAGAGGCAUUCAAACUAGAUCACCCUCAAGAUCCGCUUGAGGCUUGUUUAGUGCAUUCGCAAGAUUUACCAUUAGAAAAGGAGGAAAUAAAAGAAUGUGCACGGUAUUUGGCAACCAUACCACCAUUACCAUCUAUACAACAAGCUUCAACUCUUGAACUCAAACAACUGCCAACUCAUCUUCGUUAUGCAUACUUGGGGGAAAAGAAUUCACUUCCAGUAAUCAUCUUAAACAAUCUUACAGAAGUGGAGGAGGAUCAGUUGCUGAGG
This is a messenger RNA of Olea europaea var. sylvestris, 1245 nucleotides long. RefSeq lists its product as uncharacterized. The record is from RefSeq and is a predicted model, not a curated record. The annotation marks the transcript as partial. Lineage: Eukaryota; Viridiplantae; Streptophyta; Magnoliopsida; Lamiales; Oleaceae. The transcript has a single exon.